AGAUAUUCAGGAAGCACUUCCCUCUGCUGAACGUAGCAAACUGUUUGAUAUUAGCGCGCCAUAGUGAUAGUGGCGUAAUCGACCAAUGACGUCAGGCAGCGACGCGGCAUUGGCUAUUGGCUGACGUACAUACAGCUGACGUUUGACGUGUGGGGAGGGCAGACGGAUAUACCGGUUCACUCCAUCGUUAUCUCUCCCACUUACAUCACAUCUUUAAAGACGGCUCGACGGACGACAGACGCUCGGAAUCGUGAUAGUCUAUUCCGUGCACGUGUCGCACGUUAAAUUACAGUGUCCGUCGUGCAUGCAGAUUCGCUUUCUUUAUCCGUAACGCCAUGAAAAUUUGGACCUCGGAACAUACCUUCGAUCAUCCCUGGGAGACAGUAGCACAGGCUGCAUGGAGAAAGUAUCCAAAUCCCAUGGUCCCUUCCGUUAUAGGAGCGGACGUAAUCGACAGAAAAGUAGUCGAGGGUGUUCUUCACACUCACAGACUCGUCGUGUCUACCCAAUGGGGGUUUCCUAAAUGGACACAAGCGUUAAUCGGCUACGCGCACUUGUGCUACGCUAGCGAGCGCAGCGAGGUCGAUCCUGUGAACAAACAAAUGAUCCUCAGAACGCAUAAUUUAACCUUUGGUAAUUAUAUCGCUGUGGACGAAGCUGUCAAGUACAUACCUCAUCCAGAUGACCCCAACAAGACACUACUCAGGCAGGAAGCGGUGGUUACUGUCCGGGGGGUACCACUGACCAACUAUAUGGAAGACCUAUUAGCUUCGAAAAUUUCCUUCAAUGCAAAUAAAGGCCGACAAGGGUUGCAAUGGGUGAUCAACAAACUCGAAUCCGAGAUGAAGGAGUUUGCCUGAAAGGCCCGGCCGCCGUCGCGAAACUUCUGAACUGCCGCUAUCAGCACAACAUGAGCGCCGGCGCCGGUGGGGAGCGGCAACUUCUAGAUCGAACGAUUACGCGGAUCAGAAGAACAUUAACGUCCCGAGCUUCGUCAGAAACGAGCAGAUGAUUCGCCGCAGGCCACGUAGAUCGCCUAAUUGAAUUUUGCGGAACUUGUUACUAACCGGUUUGCAGGAACGAACGGCUCCCUUCGAAGGGCAGUUGCCUCCGCAACCGUGUACUGGGGUCCAGAUCUGCAAGGAUUUGUCGAACGAGCGAAAUAACACGACUGAUUUAGAAAAAUGAAAACGUCUAGAUAUAAUUUAGGCAAAAAUGUGCAAUGACUUGACUGUUGAGUAGCAAUCGCAGCGCUUGAAUUUGUACUCGUACAUAUGUCAUUUUCUUAGCCAAUUUACCAUGAAAGCAUCGUGAAUGAAUCUGCUAUAAUCAGUCUUGAUACAAAUCCCCAAAAUUAUUUAUAGGAGAGCUCAAAAAACAAAAACGUGUCUAUAUAUGUAAUAUAUAUUUAUUUUAAUCGUACAAAACCUCAUUAAUAAUUAUUAGAUACAUCUUCCAUACAACCGUAUAUCGUUUUUUUUUGUUACCUGCCCAUAUACCAAAAAAAAACGUGUAUUUAACAUGUCUAUUACAAUUAUUACAAAAAGUUUUCGCUCGGCAAAGCAAGUUGCGCGACAAGCGCGUGUGAAUCUACCAUAGCGCCAACACACGAAUGGGUCCAUUGACCAGCCGAAGGUGAACAAUGCAGACACAGACCUUUGCGAAACUAUGUUCUCCGAAACUAUGUCCGCCGGACUCUCAUCCCUAGAAGAGCCAAAGCUCUUUGUUCCCUUCGAGGAGGCAACUUACAGCGUAUUCCGAGAUCAUUGCGUAGCCUCUUUGAUGCGUCUAAUUUCGCGUCUGAAGAUUGUACCGAUCGCGCGGCCAAUUAAUCUCGUAGUUUACUCCUACACGCUAUGAAAUGAAAAUUUAGCCGUCACAUUGAUUCCUUUCGCAUUAAUUUAGACGAUCUUAUCGGUUUCUCUCUUUUCUGAAAGCAUGUCUUCUGCUCUCUCGAUCGGUGAUUUUUUUAUUUAAAUUUGCCGAUUCGCUUUUAAAUCCCAAUCGCGGAUACAUAAAAGCUUUCUGUGUCGACCGCAAAAGAAGUACAAAACGAAAGUGCGUCCUUUAUAUCAAAAAGUCGAAUGAAAAGAGGAAGAGGAAGUGAUUCAUGUACGGCCCACAAGCCGGGCUCUACACGAGCCGGGAUGCUUUAAUUUAGCAAAGUCAAUAUGUACGUUGAUUUACCUACGAGCUUGGUGGUUCGAUAGGAAAACCAGCAGGCAUCGAGCACCGUGGUGCGUGGGCCACGUACAAAGGAUACUGCUCACUGCUCUGUGAUCGGAAGCUGUCAAUAUUUGUCUGCGUCGGGUAACAGAGAGAGCCAGCAAUGAACCGUAGCGUCAUCAAUUAUCUCUUACAUACCACCAUCAAACGAACCGCGUGUCAAAUUUAUCCUAUCCGUCCUAUGUCGUUUCGAUUCCGCAUCAUCCGAUUGCGCGGUCCAAUCUGAUGACGAUCGUCUAAAAGACGUCGGCCCGCCGACGGAAAUUGUCUCCGGCUGAAAGCAAUAAUGACUCGGCCGAAAUUCCGAUCCGCUCGGCCGGAAAUUGCUGGGAAUGCCGAGUUUGGCCUUCCAAUGGUGAAUCGAUCCCCUGCGCGUACAUCGUGUGCUUCACGCGUGAAAGUACUUGGGCAGCCCGCACAAAGGCUCUCGAAGGGUAGUUAGGAUGGCCAAAUGCUCGGGGGAGAGAGAGAGAGAGAGAAUGGCAUUGAGAUAUUUCGCGAAUGGUGUUGCGAGUACUGUGAUGUGGCACCUUGACCGACGUGUCAAGGUCUUCCGCACGAAGCUACUGGAAAGAUAUUAAUAAAUUAAGUUCCUACGGUUGAUUUUUACUUAUAUACUGCAAUCUUAUGUAUUCGAUUAUAUUGUACAUCAAAAAUGUCGAGAGCAAAAACUGCAUUCUCUUCUUAUGUUCCAUGUUUACAAAUUUGAUUUGGGCCUCUCGCUACUUUGGAUUUCUAAAUUUUCUAUUUCUGCAACAUUUACGAUUUCGAAUAGGCCAGCGCGACGCAGCGCGCGCAAUCGAGAUACACGUGCGUAUUAUAUAUUUAUCUUAUUGUUAGUAUCGCGAUGAAACCGACGAGCUCCUCUCGCCUUAUCCAUAUUUAGAUUACAAUGCUUUACAUUAGAGACGAUACGGACGAAGUGGCAAUACUCGGGGGACGAAAGUCGCUCUCGUGCGCGGUUUUCGGAAGAUCGGAGAGUGUCUCGCUGCUUGCCUCGGAACUCGUGAUUCUGCAAUGAGACUGCAGCGGCGCGCGGAGGAUCCUGAUGCCGACUGUCGUCGUUCUCUCUCUCUCUCGUUCCUACCCCGAGCUUUCGGCGUAUGUAUCCGAGCUCGUAAAAAGGAUUCGCCUUUCAGUCGAAUCCCGUCCUCGAUCUCGUCUCUUUGCUCCCGUUUCCCCCGAGAGAGGGUGAGGUUCGAAGAAUCGUCGAAGGGCUCAUGGUUUACACAUCGUGACGGCGCUCUCUCGUCAAAACCCGUAAAAGCUCUCGGGGACGAUCGACUCUGAGAGCUAGCAAGCGGUCAAGGAGAUCCUCUUUGGCGUUGCCGAUUCACGACCUCGUGAAAAGCCAUCCGCCGCAGUCUCGGCGCUCGUCUUAUUUCCCUCGCUGCGCUCCUUGGCGCCGAUAGCCUCGAGGGGCUGCAAAGCGGUGUCGAUUUUGUUGCAAAUAAUAAAUUCGACCGAAACCCACUCACCCGUCCGUCCACCAUCAUCACCAUUGGCCGGUUGAGUGCGUCCUCCUGAAAAGUUCUAACUGUUUUAUUUCCAGCGGACGUUUUUCAAAGUUUCGAGAACGCACUUUCGCGUGCUCCGAUCGUUUCCGGUUAUGGAACCGGAGAUAGAGGAGAAAAAGUUUUCCAAUCGUAAUAAAUAAAACGCAUUGUGAUACUUAAUUCAGAACGUUCCCGGUAAUGGAAACAGCGUAUUUGAUUUGCGAGAGAGUUCUUUUCGGAAUAGAGCGAACAUUCAUCAUUAAAGUCCAUUCCGUUGUUUCCAUAUUCAGUCGUGUUAUUUUUCAAUUAACUGUGAUAGAGGCAGUAUCGCGAUUUUAGCGUGGAAUUCUUGGUUUUCGCUGAUUAUCUUCUGGCGUUGGUUCCGGCUUGCCUGUCAAGCUGCCAUUUUACUUGCGUCAGUAGAUAAAGAGAAUUGGCCGCAAACUAGCAACCGAUGUUCACAAACUCGGUGUAUUUCUAAACCAACUUCGUCAAUACAUCCCGUUUUAUCCUUUCUGAGAAAGAACUUUUAAUGAGUUCGCGUACACUGUUUAAAGAUUUAAAGUUUUGCGAGCUUCAAAGAGAUCGUGCCAUGCUUUUCUAAAGUAUUACAAGCAGGGUGGAGCAUUAUUACAAUGUACAGAACGUCUGCGAUAUUACAUCGUAAAAAUUGCCUCUGUAUAUUAGUUUCUCUCUUUCUCUUGCUACCUGUUUCCUAUCAAAAAUUCUUCAUCAAAAGAAGAAUGCAUUCUGUGAACUAGGGAAGAGAAGGAGGAAGCCUUUGAAUCUAAUAAGAUUACAAGAAUGCUUUCCGUAUUAAAAAUAAUUUUAAUCAGACUUAUAUAUGCAUAUCGAUAUAUAGUAUCGAUAUAUUUACGUUGAUGCAGCGAAAAUCUAAGGCUGACAGAAGCAAAACUGAAAUUUAAGUAUCUAUUGUAUUGUCCAUCAACGCUUUCCGUAAGUGAUCAUUUCGAGGCACAGCGCAAGCAGCGUUUAUUAAAAUUACAUCCUCAAUUUUACGUUCCGGUCGUUCAAGUCUCCUCACCGUACUCACGAAGAUAAUGGCGCGAGGCGAGUGUAAAUAAUUGCUGAACUUGAUGAGCAUCAGCGAACGGCGGCCAUGAGCAACAAGCGAUCUUCUAGUUAAGCAGUAUACGUAUUUCCCGAGCACUGGUAGCUAGUUGCGGCAAAGUUGAUCGCACGAAAUUGACCAAUGUCAACGUUGUAUCGUCGUGACUACGCGAGUACAUAGUUGUUCACCGUAAAGCAGAUACAUAGAUAAUAACGGGAGACGUUGAGCCGUCGUGGACGACACGGCGCAUACGCUCGCCCUAUUAGCAUACAAUUAUCUUUAUGCUUCUUUUAUGAUUCAUAUUUAGUGCCGGUUUCGUCGCCGCCGCUACCACCACCCCCUGCUGCCGCGUCGGGACCGGCUCAAAGUUAGCAACUUUUACGAUCGCACUUGUUUCGAAACUUAACGUAGCCAGUGCUUGCCUGUUAUCGGGUCCGUCACGAUUCGCUUGCACCCUUGUUAAACGUGCCCCGGAAAGUACUUUCGAGAACAUGCGCUACACGAAAAUUUAUCGCCAUACGUGCGAAUAGUCGACAGAUGCGACACACGUCAAUUAUAUUUGCUUUGUCGCGCACAUCGAAAUUACCGCGACUACAGCGAGUUUCCAGAUCAAACGACGACGAUAAGAUCAGAUAUUGCGUAUCGACAAGUUUUUAUAACACUGUGUAAAAUACCACGAAAUGUAAUAUAAAAGAUAAAAAUAAUUUUUAAUAACAAACUGGAAUAUUU
Ooceraea biroi (clonal raider ant) is the source of this 5523-nucleotide messenger RNA. It is a transcript of the gene slmo, whose product is annotated as PRELI domain containing slowmo. The record is from RefSeq and is a predicted model, not a curated record. NCBI's taxonomy places the organism in Eukaryota, Metazoa, Arthropoda, Insecta, Hymenoptera, Formicidae. Gene Ontology annotation, cellular component: mitochondrial intermembrane space.